Messenger RNA from Coregonus sp. 'balchen', 2743 nucleotides. The record is from the annotation of a GenBank genome assembly. NCBI's taxonomy places the organism in Eukaryota, Metazoa, Chordata, Actinopteri, Salmoniformes, Salmonidae.
UUGUUGACAUGUGGCUGUCAAUGAACAGCAGGCAGUAGUGAUGGGUCAUGCGCACAAGCAUCGGCUCUGAGAGCCGGCUCUUUGUAGUGAAUCAGAAGAGCCGGCUCGCAUCGAGUGAGAGCCGGCUCCCAGUUUUUUGCCCAUUCGCUGCUUAGGUUUCACUUUCACAGAGGUCUGUUAUGAUUGGCCAGCAUGGCGACCAGCAUGCGGCAUUCACGUGAGAAUUAAGGAUGUGUAAACAGAGAGGGGGCGGGGCAGACACACCACUUGACUCCACUGCAAGUGAAGAGAGAGACAGAGCGGACUGAGGAGCGUGUGUGCGUCUUGCAUUGUCGUGUCGUUUAACUAUGAGUGACACUAGAAAGCGAAGCAGCAUCUGGCUGCAGUUUAAAGAUAUUGGGAACAAGAAAGCAGAGUGCCUUCACUGCAAAACGAAGGUCACUAUAAGAGCAGGUUCCACCACAAACCUGCAUAGACAUACAAGAACUGUCCAUCCUACAGUGCAGUUAGAGGAGAGAGGGCAAGCCAGCUCACCAUCUACUGAUCCUGGUGUGUCUCAUACCAGAACAACAGCUGCUGUAACGUCUACUGCCAUCCCCAUGCGUGCAAGUAUAACCUCUCCUACUGCAACUCAAAGCAAAAUAAGUCAGUUUUUACCUAAACUGAUGACCCCAGCCAAACAGCACAGUAUUGAUGAUGAGUUGGCUAAAAUGGUAGCUUCUGAUUUUCAACCCUUUUCCAUUGUGGAGGACAAAGGAAUGAAAAACUUUGUCAAAGCCCUAAAUCCCACAUACACUCUACCCAGUAGAAAAACACUUUCCCAAACAAUGAUCCCAAAACUAUAUGACACAGAACGUGCAUUAUGGCAAGAAAGGGUGACAAAAGCUCCAUCAGUUUGCCUGACAACUGACUGCUGGACCUCCAGAACAACCUGCUCUUUCAUGUCUGUCAAUUGCCACUUUAUUGAAGAUUACAAGAUGACAUCUUGCCUUCUGGACUGCUUCGAGUUCACCGACAGACACACUGCAGAAAACUUGGCAGUGGAGCUACUAAGAGUGGCAAAAGAGUGGCAAGUAGAGGACAAAGUGGUGUGCUGUGUGAGUGAUAAUGCUGCAAACAUCACCAAAGCCAUAAAAGUUUUGAAGUGGACCCAUCACCCAUGUCUGGCGCAUACACUAAACCUGGUGGUUAGAGAUGCUCUGAAGGUGAUCAAAACAACCGUGGAUAAGGUGAAGGCUGUUGUGGAGUUUUUCCACAAAAGCACAGUAGCAGCACAGAAGCUAAAGUCCACACAGCGCCAAAUGGGGAUUCCUGAACUGAGGCCCAAACAAGAGUGUGCCACCAGGUGGAACUCAACAUUUGAUAUGUUGAAACGAAUGCUUGAAAUAAAAGAUGCCAUCAUCUCCACCCUGGCCCUCAUCAACGCAUCUAUUGAGCCAUUAAGCCAAGAGGAAUGGGAGCUGGUGAAAGAGGUCUGCGCCGUCCUGCAACCAUUCCAGGAGGUGACUGUGGAGAUAAGUGCAGACAGGUACCUAGAACCAUUGAAGCAUUGUUUUCUCUACUACUAUUCAGUCACUAUUAUACAUUGCAAACACAACACAUACAGUAUAAUGCAUCACGUAUAAUAUGCCACAUACUUUUAAAAAACUAAAUUCUAAAAGUUGCUGUUUUCUCUCCUUCAGCUAUGUCACAGCCUCGAAAAUGCUCCUGCUUUGCAAAGGUCUGCAGCUGGUGACAGCCGAGAACCAAUGGACAGUAACUGUGCAGAAAGUGAAGGAAUUAGUUGCAGCUCUUUGUUCAGCCAUGGACCGCAAAUUUCUGCGGAUGGAGUACAACACUGUCCUUUCAGAAACUACCUUAUUGGAUCCAAGGUUUAAAAAACUUGCCUUCAGUGAUCGUAGAGCUGUUGAUGAAGCUCUUCAGAGGAUUAGUGCAGCAGCAGCAGCAAAAUGCACCCCCAGCAGCCAGCCAGCUCCACCAUUACAGGGCCAAGUGGAGGAGGAGCAGCAAACCUCUGCUGUUUGGAGGCUUUUUGAUGACAGAGCUACAGGAGAUGCUUCAAGGAGAAAUCCGACAGCUGAUGCUAUAAUGGAGGUGAGGAGCUACCUUGAGGAGCCCCUCAUCCAGAGAGCAGAAGACCCACUGAGCUGGUGGCAGGCCAAGGCCUCAGUCUUUCCACUCCUGGUGAAGGUGAUGGAGGGGAGACUAUGUAUUGUUGCCACAUCAGUUCCUUCUGAGAGAAUCUUCUCCAAAACAGGGCAGAUACUCACGGAGAGGCGAAAUCGUAUCAGGCCUAUCAGCCCAUCCAAGCUGAGGCAUCUGAUCUUCCUGAAUGCCAACCUGCCCUGAGGACUAAUGCUGUUUGCUGGAGUUUGGUUCUGGUUUUGAUUCUGUUCUGUGGAUUUGUUUGAAGUUUAUUGUUAAUUUGUGCAAUAAAAAAGUUUAAUUGAAAUAAACAAAUGUAAGAGUGGUUUUGUCACAGAAUAAAUGCACAGAAUUAGGCAUUAUAAGGUCUCUCAUAAAAACACUGAAAGCAAAAGGGUUUUCAACACAUAAACCAUGAUUUUUUUUCAAAGUUAAGGUAAAAUAUAGGCUACAAAAGAUCCUAAAUAAAGAGCCGUUCGGGAGUCGAAAGAGCCGGCUCUUCUUUGGGAGCCGAGUCAAAAGAGCCGGCUCUCAGAAAAGAGCCGAACUUCCCAUCAUUAGCAGGCAGCAGCAGCUAGAAGGUAUUUCUCAAUAUUUC